Cynoglossus semilaevis (tongue sole) is the source of this 1012-nucleotide messenger RNA. RefSeq names its product transmembrane and coiled-coil domains 1 (gene tmco1). The record is from RefSeq and is a predicted model, not a curated record. Gene Ontology annotation, cellular component: endoplasmic reticulum; endoplasmic reticulum membrane; cytoplasm. Gene Ontology annotation, biological process: endoplasmic reticulum calcium ion homeostasis. The transcript is spliced from 7 exons. Bases 157 to 723 code for a protein of 188 amino acids. Gene Ontology annotation, molecular function: calcium channel activity. NCBI's taxonomy places the organism in Eukaryota, Metazoa, Chordata, Actinopteri, Pleuronectiformes, Cynoglossidae.
GCACUCUUGCUUAUUUCCGUUGGGGAGUGCUGACUGAGCUCUGCCGUCAGAGGAGAUUUAAUGAGCUCAAAAGAUCAUUGAAUUACAUUAAUAUUUUAUAUAUAUUUUUAUUUUUUCUUCUGUGUAUAUUUCCUGGUCAUCAGCAGCAGCUUCACCAUGAGCACCAUGUUCCCAGACACUUUGCUCAUCGUCUUCAUCUCUGUCUGUACCGCACUGUUAGCCGAAGGAAUCACCUGGGUUUUAGUUUAUCGCACUGAAAAGUACAAGAGGCUAAAGGCUGAAGUAGAAAAACAGAGCAAAAAAUUGGAGAAGAAGAAAGAAACCAUCACAGAAUCGGCAGGACGUCAACAGAAGAAGAAGAUUGAAAGACAAGAAGAAAAACUGAAGAACAACAACAGAGACUUGUCCAUGGUUCGCAUGAAGUCCAUGUUUGCCAUCGGCUUCUGCUUCACAGCCCUGAUGGGCAUGUUUAACUCCAUCUUUGACGGCAGAGUCGUGGCCAAACUGCCGUUCGUGCCGCUGUCUUACAUCCAGGGACUUUCUCACCGUAACCUCCUGGGUGAAGAUUACACCGACUGCUCUUUCAUCUUCCUCUACAUCCUCUGCACCAUGUCCAUCAGACAGAACAUUCAGAAAAUGCUGGGCUUGGCUCCAUCCAGAGCGGCCACCAAACAGGCCGGUGGUUUCCUGGGACCACCUCCUCAAGCUGCCAAGUUCUCCUGAUCUGUAGUUCCGGAGCUGUCACGCUUCCCCCAUGAGUGCGCUGAGAGAAUGGGGCAAACGUAUUAAGAACUCCUGCCCUGCUCAUUUUUGUCCCUUAUUUAACCUUCCAUUUUCCCACUGGGAAACUGGGGUGAAGUUGUUGUUGUUUUGUAUUCAGCAGUUUUUAAACAAUGAAUUGUCACGCUACCAUCUGAUCCACCCAGUAUUAUCAAAGGUAAUUCUCAAUAAAACUUUAUUUGAUUUGAUUACAUUUAGAUGUCUGAUGUUUAUUAAAUAAACGUCAGUCAUU